Hippocampus zosterae (dwarf seahorse) is the source of this 4029-nucleotide messenger RNA. It is a transcript of the gene fgf11b, whose product is annotated as fibroblast growth factor 11b. Gene Ontology annotation, cellular component: cytoplasm. NCBI's taxonomy places the organism in Eukaryota, Metazoa, Chordata, Actinopteri, Syngnathiformes, Syngnathidae. The transcript has 5 exons. The record is from RefSeq and is a predicted model, not a curated record. The coding region runs from base 824 to 1567 and encodes 247 amino acids. Gene Ontology annotation, molecular function: fibroblast growth factor receptor binding; growth factor activity. Gene Ontology annotation, biological process: fibroblast growth factor receptor signaling pathway; regulation of cell migration; animal organ morphogenesis.
CCACUCGCUGACUUUGGAUGAGGAGGAGGAAGAAGCGGGCAAAGGAGAGAGAGGGGGAGCCGGGGGGGGGGGGUGAGGGGAUUCGGUGAGGACUGUGGGAACAGAGCAAUGCCAUCCAGAGGCAGAAGAGGAGCCUCUAUCUUUCUGAGUCCAUGUCUCUUCACUGUUCUCACAAGCGUCGUCAACGUGCUGCCUGCUGUUCUACCUCUGGAUUUAAAUCCGCCGGAUUACCACUCGGACUCCCGCAUCAUUGUUGGAGGCUGCCACGUUUAAAUGGGAGGCAAAGUUCCCCCGUGGACCGCACAAAUGGUGACAAACACAUUGAUUUUUCUUCCUUUUUUAAUAUCUUCCUAGCAUUAAAAAUGAUUUCAGUUUUCCCGAGUGAAAGUCUUUUUAUAUGUGGAAUCGUUUUUUUGUAAUGCAUGAAAGUAGUCGACUAGUUUUUGGUGACAUUAGAGUUUGAGCUUGUCUAUGGAGGGAUUGGCAUUCAAGAUGUGUGAAGAAAAGCAUUUUCUCCCUUUUCCAAUGCCAUCCUUGCUUAAUAUGAUCACAACAUGACUGUUUCCUUCCUGAUAUAUUUGUGCCAGUGUGGAGAGCGUACAUUGGACUGCAGGUGAACUUGCAUCUCUCCUAGUUCCUCCAUCUCAAAGGGAACCCUCCCGCUAAACUGUUCCCUGUUAACCCAUUUAGGGUUCCCCUGUGGGGACUUCUCUACAACCUUUUGUCCUACUCCAGAUUUUGCGCAAAGCAAAAGCUACAACAGUAAAAGGGGCACCUGGGCAGGAAGACACCCCCCUCCCAAAGUUGAGAGGGGGGUGGGAAGAUGGCAGCUCUUGCUAGCUCACUCAUCAGACAGAAACGGGCUGUCAAGGACGACCAAACCAAUCGACCGGUAGCCAACAAGCGUAAGCCCUGUCCAAAGAGCAACAAGUCUUUGUGCCAGAAACAGAUCCUGGUUCUCAUCUCCAAAGUAAGACUGUGUGGGGGUCGCAAAGGUCGCAACGAGAAGAGACCAGAGCCGCAACUAAAAGGCAUUGUAUCCCGCCUGUAUAGCCAACAUGGAUACUACCUUCAAAUGCAGCCCGAUGGCACCAUUGACAGUACAAGAGAUGAGAGCAGUUUAUUUUCGCAGUUUAACCUAAUUCCUGUGGGACUGCGGAUUGUGGCAAUCCAGGGUGCAAAGACGGGGCUGUACCUUGCCAUGAAUAGCGACGGAUACCUCUAUACUUCGGAUCACUUCACUCCGGAGUGUAAGUUCAAGGAGAGUGUGUUUGAGAACUACUACGUCACAUACUCCUCAAUGCUCUAUCGGCAGACCCAGUCUGGCCGCGCUUGGUAUAUCGGUAUCAACCGUGACGGCCAGGUCAUGAAGGGCAACCGGGUAAAGAAGAACAAAGGAGCCGCGCACUUCCUGCCUAAAGUUAUCGAGGUUGCAAUGUAUAAGGAGCCAUCACUACAUGAGCUCACGAGUGAGCCUGUGAGUCCUCCACGGAAGACAACCAAAACAUCAGAUUCCCCGUCCUUAAAAAAUGGACGGAAAGAAGCCCCCAAGGCUGAUGCCUCCUAGCACAGGAGACGGAGGGUGGGUCAGAGGGCAACAGUGACACUUGGAACAAAGUCAGCCAUCAUGCUCGGAGGAUGGCCGGGUGAAUGUCUCUCAUGGUCCAGAAGUGCACGAUAUGAUGCUGAGGGAUGAAGGGUGAGCAGUCCAUCAGUAGACAACACAAUGAGAGAGGAAUCUUCCCUCCCCGCCCAUGUCACCACAGAAUGACAGACCUGGACCCUGGCCGCAGCAACUUUCAACCGCCAUCCCAAAUGUUUGUCUCCACCGAUCCCCUUCGAAUUUCCUGAUACACAGGCUCAUUAAUUUCUCUGUUAUCAUCAUGCUUCAUUGUCACCGUGACACUUUUGUCUUUUCUCCCGCCCCUGUGCAGCGUUUGCGCUAUUGCAUUGUGAUAUUCACCAUCCGCACGUUUACAAAGCAAUCUCGACUUCAUAAUCCUCACCCAUGAGCCCACUCUUGAUCCCUAAAGUUGGUGACUGUGCCGCCCAGCCGGCUUUCCCCACACCAUCUGCCGACCAGCUCGGCUAAUCAUUAAGGUCAGCUAAAGCUCAACAUGAGAUGAAGCAGCUCAAAAGAGUCAAUAUGGCAACUGGAAUCCUGGGUCAAAUCAAGUCAGAUGAGGAUCAGGGAGAAAGUGAUGACAUAAUCUCACAAAUACGAUCCCUUCGGCCACGCAGUGGCCAUCAAUACUUCUUGGCCAUUGUUUAGAGAAAAUCGAAAUGAUUUCCGCGAUUUGAAAUCUGCGACGGCGACACGGUGGUCAGCUGAUUAGCACGUUGGCCUCACAGUGCAGAGGUGCAGGGUUCGAUUUUGGCUGCGGCCUUCCUGUGUGGAGUUUGCAUGUUCUCCCCGUGCCUGUGUGGAUUUUCUCCGGAUACUCCGGUUUCCUCCCACAAACAAAAACAUGCAUGGCAGGUUAAUGGGAGACUCUAAAUUGUCCCUAGGUGUGAUUGUGAACACAAAUGGUUGUUUGUCUUAGUGUGCCCUGCGAUUGGCCGGCAACCAGUUCAGGGUGUACCCCGCGUACUGCACGAAGACAGCUGGGAUAGGCUCCAGCACGCCCGCCACCUUUGUGAGGGUAAGCAGAUUAGAAAAUGGAUGGAUGGAAAUCCGCGACUUCCUAGUUUUUAGUAAUAAUGAAAUAUUUCCUGGAAAAAAAAACAGAUACUAAAAUACAGCAAAACCAUUCACUAAUCUUCCAUAUACUACCCAUGAGAUCUUAAAUCCGAGUCCUAUUUGGGACAUAACUCAGUAUCAUCAAAAAAUGACUGAGACACAGAAAGAGAAUAAGCAAAAUUCUCUUUCCAGCCUUUCUACCCAUCAGGUGAUCACUUAUCAUUAGAGAGCUAGCUCAAAAGCUACACACCAACAACUGGGUCAUAUUUUCAAUCCAGUGUGGAUCAGAACCUAGUCAUCUAAAAAAAAAAAAAAAAAAACGAGCCGAGGUGUAUACUUCACUCAGCAUCUGCUGUCAGCAUAAAGCAGAGUUUGAAGGCAAACAUCAAAGCCAGAGGAGCCUCGGAGCAGGAGCACUUGUUAUUCUGACGAUGUCUGGCAGCUUAUCCACCCGCUCGCUUUAUCAAAUCACCUUGGAAGAAUCACCCUCAAAAACGUAGCCGUCCUAGUGGAUGUCUUGGUGGGACUGUGCCGUCACCCCUGUGUAUUGACGGCUGACUCCGACGAUACACUUGAUGCUUGUGUAUGAGUGUCGGUGCAAGGGAAAGAGAUACUGCAGGUAACCUUAACCGCGUCAUUCAGAAAAGAACGCAACGCUGUCUGUAGGAGAAUAAGAGUCUUUUAUAAACCGAGGCACAAAGAAGGUGAUCCGCUCGAAUCCUGUUUUCAGGUUUUAUAUUUGGCUCUCUAAAAAAAAAGAAAUAGACCCAAUUUUACAACCGAUAUGCAAUGACCUCACGUCAAUCUGGAAUUUCAAGAGGGAACGUCACUCAUGCAAUCUACCUCGGGACAAAAGAUAGCUACAACGUUUCAUCAUGCGCUUGGAUAUCACCAGCAAACAUGCACCACAUCGUAGAGAGAAAUGUAAAUAAUCAUGCAAUAUAAUCAUGGCUAAAUAUGCAAAAAAAAUACGGAAAUGGCUCAGUAAAUAAAUAUUUAAAAAUAAAUAACAUUUGCGGUUGUCCUAACAAAAAUUCGGUUGAGUUCUAUACAAAAAGCAGUGUAUCACGUUAUUUAUUUAAUUUUAUUUUUUUUACCUAAUUUGCGUUUCUUCUUGGAAAUAACGCCAAUAGACUCCUGUGACUUUCUGUGGCAAUAGAUAUUUGUAUGCAUUGUAAAAUAUAUUCAACACAUUUGCAGAUUGGGCGAUGGAAAACCUUGGUAUUGUUUUUGUGUAAUGGUCUCCUAGAUUUUGUUGCAAUUGGGGCCGAUAAUCUUUUAACAGAAAGUCAAUUGGAGGCCUUAACAAUUGUUAUGUACACAGUCUGGAAUUGAAUGCUGGACUGUAA